AUGGACGUUAAUGCUUUUGUGUCUGAUCAUAAUGUGCGCUUGACAUGGAUUGCCUUCUUUACCCAAUGGGUGCUCUGGGGUCUCGUAUACUUUGUUCGACAUGUCUUUGGUCAUGACAGCGAGGGUCCUGCACCUGCUGCCGAUCCUGAACAAGAAGGCAAAAAGAAAUGGCAGCCUGACGGUGCAAUGGGAUCGCGUCUUUCCCAUGCUCAUCGUGUGUUGAUGGAAAACACGCUUUUGCUCUUGAGCGUCCUCAUCCUUAAUACAUUUGGUGGUGGAUCGACUCGUGCCGUCAUGAUUUUGACUUGGAUUUAUUUUGCAUUGACUGUGGUGGUCUCUUUGUCUGAGGUGGGCUAUGGUCAUCGCUUCGUCCGAUUUGUGUACAGCGCCGCCUUCUAUGGAAUCACCCUUGCUAUCGGUGGAUUGGCUUUUGCACAAGGAUGGCGUUAA
Molecule: messenger RNA, 450 nt
Organism: Lichtheimia ornata
Lineage: Eukaryota; Fungi; Mucoromycota; Mucoromycetes; Mucorales; Lichtheimiaceae
Exons: 3
Coding region: 1-450 (149 amino acids)
Cellular component (GO): membrane
Source: RefSeq, a predicted model, not a curated record